AUGCGGGGUGGUAUACGCCUCGCAGUGAUAUGCGUCUCCUCUUUGCUUCUUUUCUCACUGUACCUCCUUGAGGCGCAUCUCGAAGACCUCUGUAAUCAAUAUCGUGCUGGCGCAUACUUGGUUGAUUGGUUGGAUCGCAAUGGCGCUGUUCCAAGCCCGCAAUACGCCGAUACCACCGUGGGGGACAAGGUAAUAGUGAUGGCCAAGCUGGAAGAGGAGAAUACUCAAUGGGUGGAGCAAGAGCUGCCUGACUGGCAACGCGCAAUCUACAUUGUCAACCCCUCCCGAGACACACGAUCCGACGCCAAUGCCCUGAUGACACCCUUCAACAAAGGCCACGAAGCCAUGGCCUACUUAACCUACAUAAUCGACAAGUACAACAACCUCCCCUCAACAAUCGCCUUCCUCCACGCGCACCGCUCAGGCUUUUUAAUGGCCUGGCACGUAGAUGCGCCACUCCACGACAAUGUCAUCGCCAUGCGCAAUCUUCAACUCCCCUUCAUCCAGCGCAACGGCUACGUCAACCUGCGCUGCAAUUGGAACCCCGGCUGCAAGGGCGCCCACCGCUUCAACAAGCAUGUCACCGAUCAGAUCUGGUGGGAUGUCUUCGAGGGAACGAGUACGCCUCCGCUGAACAUGUCUUCACCUUGGGAAAUGGAAUAUGGGGGGCAAAAAUACCUCCGCAAGCCCGAUGAGAUUGGCGCGGCAUGCUGUGCGCAAUUCGCCGUUUCGCGCGAUCAGGUGCAGAAGCGACCGCUGAAUGACUAUGUCAAGAUCCGGCAAUGGAUUCUUGAUACGGAAUUGAAUGAUGCAUCCUCCGGUAGGGUGAUGGAGUUCUUGUGGCAUAUUAUCUUUGGCAUGGAGGGUAUAUACUGCCCCGAUGAACAGCUAUGCCAAUGCCAGGUCUACGGGAGGUGUUGA
This is a messenger RNA of Penicillium antarcticum, 921 nucleotides long. RefSeq names its product DUF3431 domain-containing protein. The transcript has 3 exons. Bases 1 to 921 code for a protein of 306 amino acids. NCBI's taxonomy places the organism in Eukaryota, Fungi, Ascomycota, Eurotiomycetes, Eurotiales, Aspergillaceae. The record is from RefSeq and is a predicted model, not a curated record.